GUUGUCAUACGGUAUUUUUAUUCUGAUUUAGGUUUCCUAAAAACUGAUGAGUCUCUUCUUCAAGAAAGUGCUGAAGGAGGAUGGCAGGAUGGGGCUACAGCCGUAUGUGUUUGGGUAUUGGGACAAAGAGUUGCAGUUGCUCAUAUAGGAGAUGCCAAGGCAGUAUUAGCUCGGUCAACUGAUGGAUCACAAAAUCCAGAUGGUGUCCAGGCGCUGAAGGCCAUUGUUCUGACUAGAGAACACAAACCUAUCUUCCCACUGGAGCGUACACGCAUUCAGAAGUCAGGGGGUUUUGUGAGCUCAGAUGGACGAUUAUUAGGGCGUCUUGAAGUUUCUAGAGCUUUUGGAGAUCGACAGUUUAAAAAGGUAGGUCUUGUUGCAAGCCCAGAUGUCUAUACUUUUGAAGUUACAAAUACUGAGCAUUUCAUCAUUCUUGGCUGUGAUGGCUUGUGGGGGGUAUUUGGUCCCAGCGAUGCUGUUGAUUUUGUUCAGAAGUUAUUGAAUGAGGGGCUACCUGUUGCCACCGUGUGCCGUCGUCUUGUAAGGGAGGCUGUCCGUGAGCGUCGCUGUAAAGAUAACUGCACUGCCAUUAUUAUUGUAUUUAAGCACAAAUAAUCAAUGGCACGAUCCCCAUGUGUUGUACCAGCUGCUAUGCAUUUUGUAUUCGGAUGCUGCUUUCAAAAGCAAUGUAAAAUAUGUGAAUUUCUUCUUCACACUGCAAACAAAUGGUGGCACUAAAUGCAUACCAACUAGUUUAUCACUCUUGAAACUGGUUGUUGUUAUUGUAAUACAUGUUGAAGUGUAGUGAAGAUCAUUUUGCUGCAAAAGCAUCUUUGAUUUCA
Messenger RNA from Vigna umbellata (rice bean), 842 nucleotides. The record is from RefSeq and is a predicted model, not a curated record. NCBI's taxonomy places the organism in Eukaryota, Viridiplantae, Streptophyta, Magnoliopsida, Fabales, Fabaceae.